AUGUCUACCGAGGACCAUGCGCUGGCCGCUCAACUUCAACUCACUACUAGUAAUGAGGAUGAACAGACAUCAACAUCAUCAACUGGUUUGCGCACAUCAUCUUCAAGUACAUCACCAAUACAAUCACCACAUCAUAGUGGCGUGAUCAUACCGAUUCGAUCAUCAAUCGGAUCAAAGAAUAUCUAUAGGUGGAUGAUACCGACUUUAGAGUACUUGUCGUUGGAUGUCAAAGGAUCGACCUCUUCAAACAAGAGCAAGGAGAGGGAGAGGGAGAGAAAGAACAUCCGGAAGUUGCCAUCAACAUCAUCAACAGUUGUGUCAGGUUCUGGGUCAGGGUCAGGGUCAGGGUCAACAUCCACAACAUCUACAGUUGUUCAAGGGUCAAAGAAGAACAACAACAUCCCUGCAUUGGCAACUAUCCCUGCCUCUUCCUUAGAGACAUCAGCAGUGUCUCCAUCAAAGGAGGAUAUCAAAUGGAGCAGUAACAUUCAAACAUUGUGUAUCACAAUGGAUCAGAUAUAUAAUACAUUGGAGAACAACCAUUCAAUCGAGAGAUGUGACAGUGUCAUUCAAACGCUCUCCAAUGUGCUCAAAGAUUUCCAGACUCUGAGGACCAAGAUAACGACUACUCCAGCGCCACCAUCAUCAACUCCUUCAAGUCAAGAGAAGAAACAACAAAUAGACAAGGAUGUGACACAACCAACAUCAUCAUCGGCAUCAACGGUAGUAUCGAGUGUACCAUCAGCUGACACAGCUGGUACCUCGACCACUAGUACCGCCACUGGAAUGAAAUGGUCGGACAGACUAAAGAUUGCCAUGGAGAAUAUGAGGAGUGGAUCGGGUCAAUCACAACAUCAGGAGCAUCAAGGCACAAGGAGUCAAGGACAGUCCAUCCCUCCUCCUGGACCAUCAUCCCAAGCACAGCAGUCCAACAAUGAGAGAAGCGGCAACAACAACAACAGCAACAACAAUCUUGAGUCAACAAUACGACAUAACAAGGAAAGAGAGUUUGAGAGUAGACAACAAAAGGCAAAGGAGAAUAGAGAGGCGAUGUUGACGAGCAAGAAACAUCAGAGCAAGUAUUUAUCCAAUCAAAGUGAUCGUGUUAAAGAGUUCAACAAACGUACGGAGGAACGUGUGGCACAGGAGCGUGCAGCACAUGUAGAGAAGCAAGAGCGUGCCGAUCAGUUGCACGAUGAGCACAUCAGCUCAAUCCAGCUCAAGGGCAUCAACGAGUUGAAGCGAGCCGAGGAGAUCAAGUGGAUCAGUGAUCAGACUUCAGAGAACGAUCGAUACAUGCAACAGAAGAGACUGGAGAAGUCUGAGAGUCGUCGUCAAAAGAUUGCCAUGGUCAAGAAGCAGAAGGAGUCCCUGAUCACAAAGAGAGAGGAGGCUGCCGCAACGAGGCGUCGUGAGAUUGACGCGUCCCGCGCACAGAUCCUGCUUGGAUCGAUGCCCAUUGCUCCACCAAUCAGCGACGAUUACAAGAGAAAGAUAAGGAGUUAUUGUAGAUAUUGUAACGUGCCUAUCACGUCAGAGGCUGCGCUCCAGGCACAUCUCCAGGACUUACAGCAUCAGAACAAUCUGAAGAAUGCCAAUCUCGAGAAGAAGACUUCGCUGGUGACCACUGUGGGCCAGCGUGAUGGCAACUCCUGGGUGGUCACAUUGCCCUACGACUCCUUCUCCACCAAUCGUCUUGCGCCACUCUCCAACGAGGUGAUUGAGAAGAUCAAGUCGGAGGAGGAGGCUAGCAGACCCAAGCUCGUGACUACACUGGCCACGCUGAAGAAGCUUGUGAUCAAUGACUUCUUCUCCCUCCAGGCCAUCGGAGGUCAAGUGUCCGAUGACUACACAUUGAAGCAAACGUUCACCAAGACGAUCAAUGAGCUCAAUGGACAUAUUCAACGAAAGGACUAUGCCAAGCUCCAGUACCAUCUCAUUGACAUCACAACUCUGCUCAACAAGUAUUGUUCGCAAGAUGACUAUCUCAACUUUGCCAAACUCAAUGGCCUACAGGCACUGUCAAAGAUAUGCUUCCUGGGCAACACCAACAGCAGCGAGCACAAGACACACACAGCAACACCAACUAGCAUCACAAAGACUACGAUGGAAUUGAUCUCAAAGCUAUGCUCAGUGGAUACCAAUGUUUGUUAUCUACUAUCUCUUGGACUUGGAGCUCAGUUCAUUGAUCUUUUGGGUCGCAGUAUCCUGUCCACACACGACAUGGUCAUCCCAUUCCUUCCACCUUUGAUUGCACUCAUCAACAAGAUGUUCACCAUCGCCAACCUGGAAGGUCUACCAUUACCAAUCAAUGAGUACAAGAGCGCAUUCAUCAACUACAUCGUGGACAGCUGCAUCUUUGAGAAACUCGAGCUUAAGUUACCUCAUUUACAACUUGGUAUGCUGGAGGGAAUGCAAGGACCAAUGUCAAUGGCUGAGGAGACGAUCCAACUUUUGGUCAGUGUCACAACCUACUUCAAGCGAUUUGAUACUAGACAGGUCACACCAUUCCUCGCGCUGCCAGAGUCGGCCAACCUUGUGAUGGCACUCAAGAAGACCAAUGUCGUCGGAGUCCUAUCACUGCUCACAUUCAUCAUGCUACACAAUCGCAAGAAGCAGACUGUUCGCAUCGAGAUACCUCCAUCACUAUCACACAUCCUACUCCAGACCCUGGAACUCUUUGUCAAUCUGUCACACUUGGACCUACCAUUCGUACAGAGUAUGUUGGGAUCAGAUGACUACCAAGUGGAGUUCUACCACUUUGUCAUCCAUCUGUUGCUCUACUGCACCCAGCGACAGGAAACCGAGAAACAGUUCUUUGCCUUCAAACAACAUGUCAUUGAGAAGAUCGUCAUGUUGCUCGGAUACUACAGCCUUCGCAACGAGCGCAAUCAAGAGAUACUACAUUGGGGCGACAAGAUAUCAAUCAUACAGAUACUCUGCAAUCUACCAUUCAUCUAUUUCUUUGAGAAGGAUUACAUGCGAAUACUACUUCCAACAUUGCUUGUAUUGUGUAAUAAUAGAAGGAGUAGAGACUACAUCAAGUUGGAGAUGGAUGUAAACAUCUUGUUGCGAUUCAUAACUGAUAUUACCAACGAUGGAACAGUGGGCGAUUACAAGCAGUUGAUGGGAGAGAGCUUAGAUGACAUCUCCAAGCGAUUACUUGAUUGA
Acytostelium subglobosum LB1 is the source of this 3171-nucleotide messenger RNA. RefSeq lists its product as hypothetical. The record is from RefSeq and is a predicted model, not a curated record. Gene Ontology annotation, molecular function: nucleic acid binding; zinc ion binding. The transcript is spliced from 3 exons. Bases 1 to 3171 code for a protein of 1056 amino acids. NCBI's taxonomy places the organism in Eukaryota, Evosea, Eumycetozoa, Acytosteliales, Acytosteliaceae.